This is a messenger RNA of Paramecium sonneborni, 726 nucleotides long. The record is from the annotation of a GenBank genome assembly. Lineage: Eukaryota; Ciliophora; Oligohymenophorea; Peniculida; Parameciidae.
AUGUUACCACUCACUUAAGUAAACAGAAGUCUAUUUCAUCUUAGAAUAUAUACCAUAGAUAGUCAACUUCCUUAUUGUAAAAGCAUUUUGAAACUAGAAAGAACUCUCCUGUAACUAUAAUAAGAGCUCCUGCUCUCCCAAAAAGGUAACCAAUGAGUGGUUCUACUUUUUGUUUAAGAACUCCAUAUUCAGAUAUUAAAUUAAGAAUGCUUACAUAAGUAGUUGAUAUCUCUAUUUUUAAGCAAAAUGAAGAAUCUAAGUUUAAUUCUACAAUGAAGCAAGAUGACUCAUAAAAUUAAUAGAUGAGUUCUUUUGUAGAUUUAAAGAAUGAUAAAUUAAGUUGCACAAAAACUACUGCUGCUGAAAGUGUUGAUGAAGAGAAACAACUAAUUAAAAGUACUUUUAUUUUUCAAUUAGCUUAAAGAAAAUUUUGCAAAAUAAUCAUAUCUGCAAAUGUAGAAAUAAUUACUUGAUAGGGAUUUAGAAAUACUUUAAUUGUAAAGAACCAUUAAAAUUCUUAAAGAUUAAAAUGUAAUUAUUAACUUAAGUUAGAAAAAACUUGUAAACGAAAAUUCUGUUUUGAGUAAGGAAAACAUUCAAAUGAAAACAAAGAUUGAUACGCUUGAAAAAAGGAUAGAAGGAUCUCCAACUCAUGCUAGAAUAUCAGAAUAUAUUUCUGCAUUAACUGAAGUUGACAAAAUAAAAAUAGAGUCACUUUUAAACUGA